UCCACCGCGGUUAACGCAGAGCCGGGUCUCCGCCGAUGGGCCUCCCCGCUCGACUCAUCCGCGGCUGGUGCGGCUUGGCAGUCCUUUGCCUGCGCCUGUGCGCAUCAUCCUGCAACCCAGACGUUGCGCCGAUAGAGCCUCUGCCCGCGAGGUCGCUGCAGUGCUUCGAGGACGGCCAGGUGUACGGGUGCUGCGAGGGCGCGCUCCGGCUGGACCCGUCGGGGGUGAUGGGCGUGCCGCUGGGGGCGGUGGACUACUACUGCGGCGGAGCGUGCGUGGUGGAGACGGAGGACGUGCUCAACUGCGUGGCCAGCGCGCUGGACGGCUUCAGCUUCCACAACGGCGCCUCCGUGGAGGGCGCGCGCUACGCCCUCAGGAGGGGGUGCAGCCACACCAUCAAGAGAGGGGACUUCAACGCUUUGGAGCCACCCAUGGGCGACUACCCGGACAUCUACGGUGACUACCGCGGCCAUGCCUGCAGGGCUACGCCUCCUCGCAGCAUCAACUUGCUCGCGUUUCUCGCUGGCGCCUGGCUGCUGCUCAUUCAGGGUCGCUGAUCGGUAGCUCACUUCUCAGCAGCUUCUUUUUGGCUCUAGCGUCACGAGCAGAUGAUGUCACUUUUUGGUAAAACGAUCAAUUCUAAGUUUCUAACACAACUUACGAAACCUUUAGUUACACAAACAAUGCAGCAAUCAGGCAAACAAAUGUGUACAGAUCUGUUUUGUGUUGUAAGCCUUUUAGGCUAACUGCUACUCUCCUUUCAAAUGAAAUAUAAAGGGUUGCUUUUU
Triticum dicoccoides is the source of this 788-nucleotide messenger RNA. RefSeq lists its product as uncharacterized. NCBI's taxonomy places the organism in Eukaryota, Viridiplantae, Streptophyta, Magnoliopsida, Poales, Poaceae. The transcript has 3 exons. The coding region runs from base 36 to 557 and encodes 173 amino acids. The record is from RefSeq and is a predicted model, not a curated record.